This is a messenger RNA of Musca domestica (house fly), 2175 nucleotides long. RefSeq lists its product as uncharacterized. The transcript is spliced from 5 exons. The record is from RefSeq and is a predicted model, not a curated record. Bases 437 to 2044 code for a protein of 535 amino acids. NCBI's taxonomy places the organism in Eukaryota, Metazoa, Arthropoda, Insecta, Diptera, Muscidae.
GCAGGCUGUGUCGGUCGGUGGGUCGGAAGCGCGGUCACUCAGUCGGUAUCAGUAAAAGGUUCCUUUGCAUUUCCAAAAUAAUUAAUUGAACGCAAAUUUCUUCUGAUAAAUCAACCGAAGACAGCAUUAUCGCCAAUCUUGCGAAAGUGACCAUAAGACCUACCAAAAAAAAGAAAAAAAUUCAAACCAAAAAAAAGCAAUUCAAAUUCAAGAAAUCAUCUCGAUUGAAACAAGUUUAACGUUUUUUUCGUUCGUUUGAUCGCUCGCUCGUCUUUUCUCAUUUGAUUGGUAUUGUAUAGACGAAGUCUUUUCAAAACUGCCCAAAGUCACAGAUCGUCGUCUUGAAACUGCAUCAGUGAAGCCCUGAAACUUGGACUCUAGGAAAUAAAUUUUGUAACUAAAAAAAAAAAAAACACACACACACUCCCAACUAGAAAUGACUGCUAGAAGAGGCAUUAAGCUAUGGUGCAUAGCUCUGGUCAUUUGCAUUGUCAUGGCCAGCAUGUUGCCCAGUGUGGAGGGCAAAACAAAACGGCGAAAUAAACACAAAAACUCCAGUGGCCACAAAACCGGAAGUAGUUCCGGAAGUGGCAGUAGCUCCAAUAAGAAAACACACGCCAGCAGCACUCAUACGGAACACAACAAACUUGAAACCAGUGGUGGAACACAGGAAAACAAACCCUCUAGGCCUAAUCAUCCACAUCAUCAGACAUCAUCUUCAUCACCGGAAAGCCCUCAUCCGGGACAAAAUCAUCCAGGACAAAGUAUACCCGGAAGCAAACAUCCCUAUCACAAACACCCCAGCCAAGGUGGAAACAGCAAUGAGAGUGGUGGUGGUGGUGUGACCCACCAUCGUAUCAUACACAAUCACUCGAGUCCAAAUUCUCCCCAUCCCGGAAAUGGGGUCAAUAAUCAUCCCAAUAAAUCGCCCUCAAAUCAUGGACAUGCCAAACCCAAUCACCCCAGCCAGAGUUCACCCACCCAUGUACCGCCAAUUAAAAAUCAUCCCAUUCACAGUCAUCACCAGAAACCAGAGCAGGGAGAAAUGAAUCCAAUGGAACAGCCCAUUCACAAUCACCCCAGUCAUGGUCAGACGGCGGCGUCGGGUCAUCAUGGUGUUAAGAAUCAUCCGGCCCACAGUUAUCCCAUGCAGGAUCCCCAACCCAGCCCAAAUUAUCCCAACCAUGGGACAAUAACUCAUUACCCCCAUCACAGCUCAUUGCCGCCAAAUGCCCAAUAUGUACCGGCGGGUGCAGCAUAUCCCACCGCCGGUGUGGUCUAUGUCCAGCAGGCACCUUCGUACGAUGAUUUGGCCUAUGAGGAGGGUAGGGUCCUUGGCCGUAGAAUAGCUGCAGCCAUACGCCGCAGAAAUCGCCGCAAACAACAGGAACAACAACGGACAAAUAGCACAGCUGGCAGUACCACAGCUGUGCCAGCAAAUGACAUCGUGGCCGAUGGUCCACCAAAUCCAAAUGCAGCACCCCAUGGUGUUGUGUGUGUGCCUAUCAAACUUCCCCAGCCGGAUGCUCAAGAUCCCAUGAAAACUCAGGAAAUUGAACAGACCGUAUGUUAUCCAGCUCCGGCUCCACCAACACAGAAACCCUUCAUACCCGACGGAGCAAAUGUUCCAAUGGCACCAUUGCAACAGCAGCCACAGGCAAUGCCAUCAGGACCCAUGGCUAUGCCCUCAACUGUUCCAAUGAGUUUGGGACAAUCAGCACCAACAAUGUCCCCAAUGCCCACCAUUCCACAACAGGGUAUGCCAUCAACAACUGUUCCAAUGAGUAUGGGGCCGGUGUUUAUGCCAAAUACGGCAGCGGCACCACAACAACAAAGUGUUGCCACAAAUGUUCCAGUGAUGGCGCCACAAUCAGCACCCGUUUAUAUGCCACAACAGGAUGCUCCCGCAGAACUCCCCGUCCAAUCAGCACCGGUAUAUGUGCCUCAAAUGAAUAGCCUGCCCCAGCCAACUAUUUCAUCUGCGGUCCCAGCAAGUUUAGCUCCCUCCGGUCCAGUAUAUGUACCAAAUGCAGCACCAGCUUAGGCUCUUCUCCCCGCUCAGAAAUGGCACUGCGAUCCGCGGCGGCACGUAUUUAUUUAUUUUUAUGUGUUCCAAAACCUAUGUUCAAAGAAAUAUUCCAAACACAUACCCAUACAAAGUGUAUACAUUAUUUA